CAUCUGUGUACUUUCUCUGUGUUGUCUUGUCGGCUUAACAUUAAAUUAUGGAUCAUAUUUAUUCUGUUUUAAGGAGAAUUAUACCAAGUGCAUCAACAAAUACAGAUUGGAUAACUGAAGGCAAAGCUGUCUUGUCUGUUUCAAGUAGGAAUACUAUUGCUUUUACGUCAACAACUGAUCUGCUUGAUGGAACUGCUAAAACAACAAGAAUCCACGUAUAUGUUGCUGAUCUCAACAUGCCAUGGGAGGCAUAUAAGGUUCUUAGUCAUACUGAGGACAUAACAUGUGUUGAAUGGGAUAUUAGUGCUACUAAAUUAUUAAUAGCAGAUGCAGUGGGAUGCAUUCAGAUAUGGUCAAUGAAAGAUUUCCUCUUAAAUGAUUGGAUGCAAGUUACAAGUACAACAUACGAUGGGGAAUAUAUUCUUGCUGCUGCUUGGUUCCAUAAUGGAAAAAAAAUUGCCUUAAAUAUGGAGAAGAAGGAUAAUCCUUUGUAUUUAGAAAAAUAUUCAUUUAUACGCUUUGGACCAUCUGUAAAACAGUUUGGUGGGAAGCCUAGUGAAGGUGUUAUUGCAAUUACUACAGCGGGAAUGGUUUUUGUGUUGAUUUUACAAUCAGAUGGAAGUAUAAUUACUGGUGCUGAAGUGCUAGGCCAAUUCAGGAAUAAAAUUAAAGUUGUUGAUCUAUGUUAUGCAAAGAGCGGGGAUUUUUUAGUUAUAGCCACUGAUGGACUUGUGCAGUCAUCUGUGCAUUGUUACAGAGUUGGUUUAAAAGUUAAUCAAGAUGAAUGUAUAAUAAGUUGCCAACCUUUUUCAAGUUUUUAUUUGAAUUGCCAUUCUAGUUGCUUAUCUGGAGAAAAACAAUCUUAUGUAAAAGUCACUCAUUUGAAGUUCAUUUUACGGGAAGCAGCUGAUGCUGUUGUUAUCACUGCUUCUGGUCCUAACGAUAGCACUGUUGAACUCUGGGAACUGAGAGAGAAGCCUGUCAUUUUCCACAAACUAUUAAAUACAGCAUCAUUAGAAGGCCAACCUAAAACAGUGGUAUGGCAACAUCACACAUCUUCUACUGCCUCUUCCGCUGUUGUGGCAGUGGCCACCCCUCGUUUAUCAAUAUAUGAUGCUAAUCCACCACCAUCAUACAUAUUAGUUGCUUAUAAAGAUAAUGUUAUAAAGUGUUUUUACAGAGAAUCUCUUCAGCUAGUUUGCAGUAUUUGUGUAAAUACAGGAACUCACAGAAGAGAUGAGCAUACUAUGUAUAGUCAUCAGCAAGGCUUAAAACAAUACCUUCAUGGAGCUUCUAUAAGUGAUAUGCAGUUGACAUGGACUGGAUGUACAUUAAUUGCUAUUGACUCUCUUUCACAAUUAUUUUUGUAUCGUUUAUCUCCCAUUACUGAUCCUGGUGGUCCUAUGAGUGCUUCAUAUGCGAUAACCGUAUUGGAGUACUGCUUAAUGACCGGAACUGAUUGGUGGGAUGUUGUCCUAAGUUUAAGGCCUGGUUUAAUUGAAAGCAUAUGUGAGAAGCUUUCUGAAUCAUUUAAUCGUCAACCAGCUGCAUCUCAGCAAGGAUGGAUUUGUCGAUUUCUUGCCCUUAAAGGAUUUUUAUAUAGGUGUCUAAGCAAUGGACUUGCAAAAGCAGGUGAUUGUCAUGCACUUGUUAUGUUAAAUGCUGUUGCAGCAGCCAUGAAAGGCCUUUUACGACCUAGAGAUUUAUCUAGUCAAGAUAAAGGACCAGCAGAAAACCUGACUGCUAUAUUAACUAGUAAAGGCACAGAGACAAUUAUGCAUAUGGAUAAGGUAUUAUUGCUUCUGGAACAUAAAGAAUUUACUGUGGAGCCUCCUAUUUUGCAGUCUCUGCAACAUCUUACUCAGUGGGUCGCUGAUUGUGCUAUUUAUUUACUAGCAUCUUUGCCUCAUCAGGCACAGAAUCACAUGCGAUUUCCUGGGGGAGGAUUAAUUUCUGAUGUCAAAGCCCUUAACACUCUAAGAGAGUUAUUGGUCAUUAUCAGAAUAUGGAGCUUUUUAAACGAAAGUUGCCUUCCAGUAUUUACCAAAAUGUCUGAUAAUCUGGACAUUCUUUCUCUGUUAUUCAAACUUCUAACAAAAACUCUUCUUACACAUGGAUCAGAACCAGAUGAUACAUUGUUAGAUGAAUGCAGUUUACUCCCAAAUCAAGUACUUGUGCCUACAAUUGAACUUGGUACUCAAGCCUUAGGUGUUGCAAGCCCAGCUCUUUUUAUGAAUUCAUUGCCUUUACAAUUUGAAUACCAUUCUCAACCUGAAUUUUUGCGUUAUAACAGCAAAGUGCAUAUUAUUGAAGGAACUAUUCCACAAAUUCAUAAAACAGAUAUUGUAAGACAUGUGAGUUUGGGACGCAAUCCUUCUCUAGUGCGUCAAUGUACAAGGUGUCACAGUUCUUCAAUGCUUAAAGCUGGUGCAAGAUCUGCAGCAACUAGAGCUUGGGAUCAACGUUGGCUUCGAUUCUGCCCAUGUGGUGGUCAGUGGAGGCUGCAUAUCUUUCAGAAAUAAAAAUAUCAUUUUAAAACUCA
This is a messenger RNA of Stegodyphus dumicola, 2542 nucleotides long. RefSeq names its product mediator complex subunit 16 (gene MED16). Gene Ontology annotation, biological process: positive regulation of DNA-templated transcription. Gene Ontology annotation, cellular component: mediator complex. The record is from RefSeq and is a predicted model, not a curated record. NCBI's taxonomy places the organism in Eukaryota, Metazoa, Arthropoda, Arachnida, Araneae, Eresidae. Gene Ontology annotation, molecular function: protein binding.